Pelecanus crispus (Dalmatian pelican) is the source of this 9004-nucleotide messenger RNA. The record is from RefSeq and is a predicted model, not a curated record. Lineage: Eukaryota; Metazoa; Chordata; Aves; Pelecaniformes; Pelecanidae.
GCAAUUGAGACUGCUCUGGACUGUUUGAAGAGUGCUAACACGGAACCAUAUUAUCGGAGGCAAGCGUGGGAAGUAAUCAAGUGUUUUUUAGUAGCUAUGAUGAGCCUGGAUGAUAAUAAACACGCAUUAUACCAACUUCUUGCACAUCCCAAUUUUACUGAGAAGUCCAUACCCAGUGUGAUUAUUUCACAUCGAUACAAAGCUCAGGAUACUCCAGCUCGUAAAACAUUUGAACAGGCAUUGACAGGGGCAUUCAUGUCAGCAGUCAUCAAAGAUCUGAGGCCUAGUGCUCUGCCUUUUGUAGCCAGCUUAAUCCGCCAUUACACAAUGGUGGCAGUUGCUCAGCAAUGUGGUCCUUUUUUGCUGCAGUGCUAUCAGGUUGGAAGCCAGCCUAGCACAGCCAUGUUUCAUAGUGAAGAAAAUGGGUCAAAAGGCAUGGAUCCCUUGGUGCUUAUUGAUGCUAUCGCAAUCUGCAUGGCAUAUGAGGAGAAGGAACUCUGCAAAAUAGGAGAGGUGGCUCUAGCAGUGAUAUUUGAUGUUGCGAGCAUUAUCUUGGGUUCAAAGGAAAGGGCUUGUCAGCUUCCCUUGUUUUCAUACAUUGUGGAACGUUUAUGUGCUUGCUGUUAUGAGCAAGCAUGGUAUGCUAAACUAGGAGGUGUUGUGUCAAUUAAAUUUCUUAUGGAACGACUGCCACUAAUUUGGGUCCUCCAGAACCAGCAGACUUUCCUGAAGGCACUUCUCUUUGUUAUGAUGGAUCUAACUGGAGAGGUUUCUAAUGGAGCAGUUGCUAUGGCAAAGACCACAUUAGAACAGCUUUUGAUUAGAUGUGCAACUCCUUUAAAAGAUGAAGAAAAAACAGAAGAAAUCCUAGCAGCACAAGAAAAGUCUUUCCAUCAUGUAACACAUGACCUUGUUCGAGAAGUAACCUCUCCAAACUCUACUGUGAGAAAACAGGCCAUGCAUUCGUUGCAGGUACUUGCACAGGUCACUGGAAAAAGCGUCACAGUGAUUAUGGAGCCACAUAAAGAGGUUCUCCAAGACAUGGUUCCUCCUAAAAAGCAUUUACUUAGGCAUCAACCUGCAAAUGCCCAGAUUGGCCUGAUGGAGGGAAAUACAUUUUGUACAACCCUGCAACCCCGACUGUUUACAAUGGAUCUAAAUGUUGUGGAACACAAGGUUUUCUACACAGAGUUACUGAAUUUGUGUGAGGCUGAAGAUGCUGCCUUGAUGAAACUACCUUGUUACAAAAGUCUUCCAUCACUUGUACCUCUGCGGAUUGCAGCCUUAAAUGCUCUAGCUGCCUGCAAUUACUUGCCUCAGUCGAGAGAGAAAAUCAUUGCUGCACUUUUCAAGGCACUUAAUUCAACAAAUAAUGAACUGCAGGAGGCAGGAGAAGCAUGCAUGAGAAAGUUCUUGGAAGGAGCUACCAUAGAAGUUGAUCAAAUUCAUACACACAUGAGACCAUUGCUUAUGAUGUUGGGAGACUAUCGAAGUCUGACACUGAAUGUUGUGAAUCGUCUGACAUCUGUCACUAGACUUUUUCCAAACUCUUUUAAUGAUAAAUUCUGUGAUCAGAUGAUGCAACACCUGCGUAAAUGGAUGGAAGUGGUAGUUAUUACACACAAAGGUGGACAACGGAGUGAUGGAAAUCCUGCUGCGGAAGGGGUAGAGGAAAUGAAGAUUUGUUCAGCGAUUAUAAAUUUAUUCCACCUGAUCCCAGCUGCCCCUCAGACUUUGGUUAAACCUCUGCUGGAAGUUGUUAUGAAAACAGAACGAGCAAUGUUAAUUGAGGCUGGCAGUCCAUUCAGGGAACCACUGAUAAAAUUUUUGACACGUCAUCCAUCCCAGACUGUGGAGCUGUUCAUGAUGGAAGCCACUUUAAAUGAUCCACAGUGGAGCAGAAUGUUUAUGAGUUUCUUAAAACAUAAAGAUGCCAAACCUCUACGAGAUGUACUGGCAGCUAAUCCUAACCGAUUUAUCACUCUACUGUUACCUGUUGGUACCCAAGCAGCUGUUAGACCUGGUUCUCCAAGCACUACCACAAUGCGUCUCGAUCUUCAGUUUCAGGCUAUAAAGAUCAUCAGUAUUAUUGUUAAGAAUGAUGAAUGUUGGUUAGCAAAUCAGCAUUCCUUGGUGAAUCAGCUGAAACGUGUAUGGGUGAGUGAAGCUUUUCAGGAGAGACAUCGUAAGGAGAAUAUGGCUGCGACAAACUGGAAAGAACCGAAGCUAUUAGCAUAUUGCUUACUGAAUUACUGCAAAAGGAAUUAUGGUGAUAUCGAGUUGCUCUUCCAGUUGCUUCGGGCUUUUACGGGUCGAUUUCUCUGCAAUAUGACUUUCUUAAAGGAAUACAUGGAAGAAGAGAUCCCCAAAAACUACAGUAUUCCCCAAAAACGGGCUUUGUUCUUCCGUUUUGUGGACUUCAAUGACCCAAACUUCGGAGAUGAGCUCAAAGCCAAGGUGCUGCAACACAUCCUGAAUCCUGCUUUCUUGUACAGUUUUGAAAAGGGAGAAGGCGAACAGCUGUUGGGACCCCCAAACCCAGAAGGAGAUAAUCCAGAAAGCAUCACUAGUGUUUUUAUAACAAAGGUACUUGAUCCGGAAAAACAGGCUGAUAUGCUGGAUUCUCUCAGGAUAUAUCUCUUGCAGUUUGCCACGCUUCUGGUUGAGCAUGCUCCACAUCACAUUCAUGACAAUAACAAAAACCGGAACAGCAAACUACGACGACUAAUGACAUUUGCUUGGCCUUGCCUCUUGUCCAAGGCAUGUGUGGACCCAGCAUGCAAAUACAGUGGACAUUUGCUUUUGGCACACAUCAUCGCAAAAUUUGCCAUACAUAAGAAGAUAGUUCUCCAGGUUUUUCACAGUCUUCUAAAAGCUCAUGCGAUGGAGGCCCGAGCUAUUGUCAGGCAAGCAAUGGCUAUUCUGACUCCAGCUGUGCCUGCUCGAAUGGAGGAUGGACAUCAGAUGCUGACUCACUGGACACGAAAAAUCAUUGUGGAAGAGGGUCAUACGGUUCCUCAACUAGUACAUAUUUUGCACUUGAUAGUACAACACUUCAAGGUUUAUUAUCCGGUGAGACAUCACUUGGUUCAGCAUAUGGUUAGUGCCAUGCAGAGACUGGGCUUCACUCCCAGCGUUACAAUAGAGCAAAGAAAAUUAGCUGUGGAUCUUGCUGAAGUAGUUAUUAAAUGGGAAUUGCAAAGAAUUAAAGAUCAGCAGCCAGAUUCAGAUAUGGAUUCAAGUGCAAGUGGAGAAGGAGCAAGUUCUGCCUCAUCUGCUGUUAAAAGGGGGUUGUCUGUUGAUUCUGGCCAAGAAGUAAAACGAUUCAGGACAGCUACAGGAGCAAUAAGUGCUGUAUUUGGACGUAGCCAGUCCUUGCCAGGAGCUGAUGCGCUUCUUUCAAAGCCAAUUGACAAGCAGCAUACAGAUACAGUCGUGAAUUUCUUGAUUAGAAUUGCUUGCCAGGUAAAUGACAACUCAAACACUGCUGGAUCUCCUGGGGAGUUGCUGUCUCGCCGCUGUGUCAACCUUCUGAAAACAGCUUUACGACCAGACAUGUGGCCAAAAUCAGAACUGAAGUUGCAGUGGUUUGAUAAGCUGUUAAUGACUGUGGAACAACCCAAUCAGGCCAACUUUGCCAACAUUUGCACUGGCUUAGAGGUCUUAAGUUUCCUGCUAACUGUACUGCAGCCCCCUGCUAUUCUUAGCAGCUUCAAACCCCUGCAACGAGGUGUAGCAGCUUGUAUGACUUGUGGAAACACCAAGGUUUUGAGAGCAGUCCACAGUUUGCUUUCUCGCUUUAUGGUAAACACAACUCUAAACUCUGCAGGUACAUCAAGUGUAGCUUCAAAGUAUGAAGAGCUGGAGUGCCUUUAUGCUGCAGUUGGAAAGGUUAUUUAUGAAGGACUUACUAAUUAUGAAAAGGCCACUAAUGCUAACCCUUCUCAGCUCUUUGGUACUUUAAUGAUUCUGAAGUCUGCAUGCAGUAACAAUCCCAGCUAUAUUGACAGAUUGAUUUCAGUUUUUAUGCGAUCUCUGCAGAAGAUGGUCAGGGAACACUUAAACCCACAGGCUACAGCAGGAACAGCAGAAGCAAAUACAGCAGGUACAAGUGAACUGGUAAUGCUAAGCCUGGAUCUUGUGAAAACUCGCCUCGCUGUGAUGAGCAUGGAAAUGAGGAAAAAUUUUAUACAAGCUAUUCUAACAUCUCUCAUUGAAAAAUCUACUGAUGCCAAAAUUCUUCGUGCAGUGGUAAAAAUAGUGGAAGAGUGGGUGAAAAACAAUUCCCCAAUGGCAGCUAAUCAGACACCUACUCUCCGGGAGAAGUCCAUUUUACUAGUGAAAAUGAUGACUUACAUUGAAAAGCGUUUUCCAGAAGACCUUGAAUUAAAUGCGCAGUUCUUAGACCUUGUUAACUAUGUCUAUAGGGAUGAGAAUCUUUCUGGUAGUGAACUUACUGCUAAACUUGAGCCAGCGUUUCUCUCAGGUUUGCGUUGUGCCCAGCCACUCAUACGAGCCAAAUUUUUUGAGGUCUUUGACAAUUCUAUGAAACGUCGUGUUUAUGAGCGUCUACUUUAUGUGACCUGUUCUCAAAACUGGGAAGCAAUGGGAAAUCACUUUUGGAUAAAACAGUGCAUUGAGCUCCUAUUGGCAGUGUGUGAGAGAAAUACUACAAUUGGGACAAGCUGUCAGGGUGCUAUGCUGCCCUCUAUCACCAAUGUUAUCAACCUUGCUGACAGUCACGAUAGAGCGGCAUUUGCUAUGGUAACCCACGUUAAACAAGAGCCUCGUGAAAGGGAAAACAGUGAAUCCAAAGAAGAGGAUGUUGAAAUAGACAUUGAGUUGGCUCCGGGAGAUCAGACCAGUACACCUAAAACUAAGGAACUUUCUGAGAAGGACAUUGGCAAUCAGCUGCACAUGUUGACCAACCGGCAUGAUAAAUUUCUUGACUCUCUUCGAGAAGUGAAGACUGGAGCAUUGCUGAGUGCCUUUGUUCAAUUAUGUCAUAUUUCUACACCAUUAGGAGAGAAGACUUGGAUACAGCUUUUUUCACGACUUUGGAAAAUCUUGUCUGACAGACAACAACAUGCUCUAGCAGGUGAAAUAAGCCCUUUCUUGUGCAGCGGUAGCCAUCAAGUACAGCGAGAUUGCCAGCCGAGUGCACUGAAUUGCUUUGUGGAAGCAAUGUCACAGUGUGUUCCUCCCAUUCCCAUCAGACCUUGUGUCCUGAAAUACUUGGGUAAAACUCACAAUCUCUGGUUUCGUUCUACACUGAUGCUGGAACAUCAAGCAUUUGAAAAAGGACUGAGUCUACAAAUUAAGCCUAAACAGACAACAGAAUUUUAUGAGCAGGAAAGCAUAACUCCUCCUCAACAGGAAAUACUGGAUUCCCUUGCUGAGCUCUACUCUUUGUUACAAGAAGAGGAUAUGUGGGCUGGACUAUGGCAGAAACGCUGUAAAUUCCCGGAGACAGCAACAGCUAUUGCCUAUGAACAGCAUGGCUUUUUUGAACAGGCACAAGAAACUUAUGAAAAAGCAAUGGAAAAGGCUAAAAAAGAGCACGAACGGAACAAUGCUUCCCCUUCGAUCUUUCCUGAGUAUCAGCUCUGGGAAGACCAUUGGAUUCGUUGCUCAAAAGAAUUGAACCAGUGGGAACCUUUGACAGAAUAUGGCCAGUCAAAAGGUCAUAUAAAUCCUUACCUAGUACUGGAAUGUGCAUGGAGAGUGUCAAACUGGACAGCUAUGAAGGAGGCUCUGGUACAGGUGGAGUUGAGUUGUCCAAAAGAGAUGGCAUGGAAAGUGAAUAUGUACAGAGGAUACUUAGCAAUCUGCCAUCCGGAAGAGCAACAGCUUAAUUUCAUUGAGCGCCUGGUGGAGAUGGCGAGUAGUUUAGCUAUUCGAGAAUGGCGAAGGCUUCCUCAUGUAGUCUCGCAUGUUCAUACUCCCCUUCUCCAGGCAGCACAACAAAUAAUUGAACUUCAAGAAGCAGCUCAAAUAAAUGCAGGAUUGCAACCAACUAAUCUGGGGAGAAACAACAGCUUACAUGAUAUGAAGACAGUUGUAAAGACUUGGAGGAACAGGUUACCUAUUGUGUCAGAUGAUUUAUCCCACUGGAGCAGCAUUUUCAUGUGGAGACAACACCAUUACCAGGCCAUUGUAACUGCAUAUGAAAAUAGUUCUCAGCAUGAUCCUAGUUCCAAUAAUGCUAUGUUGGGAGUUCACGCUUCUGCAUCGGCAAUUAUCCAAUAUGGAAAGAUAGCUCGAAAACAAGGGCUGGUCAACGUAGCUCUGGAUAUACUGAGUCGCAUUCAUACAAUUCCAACUGUGCCCAUUGUGGACUGCUUUCAGAAGAUUCGCCAGCAAGUUAAAUGUUAUCUUCAGCUGGCUGGAGUCAUGGGCAAAAAUGAAUGUAUGCAGGGUCUUGAAGUUAUUGAAUCAACCAAUCUGAAAUACUUCACCAAGGAGAUGACUGCUGAGUUUUAUGCAUUAAAGGGAAUGUUCUUGGCACAGAUUAACAAGUCUGAAGAAGCAAACAAAGCUUUUUCUGCAGCUGUGCAAAUGCAUGAUGUGCUAGUAAAAGCAUGGGCAAUGUGGGGUGAUUACCUGGAGAAUAUCUUCGUGAAAGAACGUCAGCUUCAUCUGGGUGUGUCUGCUAUUACUUGCUACCUGCAUGCAUGUCGUCAUCAGAAUGAGAGCAAAUCAAGAAAAUACUUAGCAAAGGUUCUUUGGCUACUGAGUUUUGAUGAUGAUAAGAACACUUUAGCAGAUGCCGUAGACAAGUACUGUAUUGGUGUCCCACCUAUUCAGUGGUUGGCCUGGAUUCCACAGCUGUUGACAUGCCUGGUUGGCUCAGAGGGCAAACUCCUUCUGAACCUCAUUAGUCAGGUGGGAAGAGUCUAUCCCCAAGCUGUCUACUUCCCUAUCAGGACCCUCUAUUUGACCUUGAAGAUAGAACAACGAGAGCGCUACAAAAGCGAUUCUGGGCAACAACAGCCAAGUUCAGUUGGAAAUCAGUCCCACUCUGCCUCAGAUCCUGGGCCAAUCAGAGCCACUGCACCAAUGUGGCGAUGCAGCAGAAUUAUGCAUAUGCAGCGAGAAUUACAUCCAACACUUUUGUCUUCUCUGGAAGGCAUUGUAGAUCAGAUGGUCUGGUUCAGAGAGAAUUGGCAUGAAGAGGUUCUUAGACAACUGCAGCAGGGCUUGGCGAAGUGCUAUUCAGUUGCCUUUGAGAAAAGUGGAGCUGUUUCAGAUGCCAAAAUCACUCCUCAUACACUAAAUUUUGUCAAGAAGUUAGUCAGCACUUUUGGAGUAGGUCUUGAGAAUGUCUCUAAUGUAUCCACCAUGUUUUCUAGUGCAGCCUCAGAGUCACUAGCUAGGAGAGCACAGGCAACAGCUCAAGAUCCCGUGUUCCAGAAGUUAAAAGGGCAAUUUACAACAGACUUUGACUUCAGUGUGCCAGGGUCAAUGAAACUUCACAAUCUUAUCUCUAAACUGAAGAAAUGGAUCAAAAUUCUGGAGGCAAAAACUAAACAGCUUCCAAAGUUCUUCCUCAUAGAGGAAAAGUGCCGCUUUCUAAGUAAUUUUUCAGCUCAGACUGCAGAAGUAGAGAUACCUGGAGAAUUCCUUAUGCCAAAGCCAACACAUUACUACAUCAAGAUAGCAAGGUUUAUGCCCAGAGUGGAGAUAGUUCAGAAACACAAUACUGCAGCUAGAAGACUCUAUAUCCGAGGCCAUAAUGGAAAGAUUUACCCAUAUCUAGUAAUGAAUGAUGCUUGCUUGACAGAGUCUCGUAGAGAAGAGCGGGUGUUACAACUUCUUCGCCUUUUGAACCCCUGCUUAGAGAAAAGGAAGGAAACCACAAAAAGACAUUUGUUUUUUACAGUCCCCCGUGUUGUAGCAGUUUCUCCACAGAUGCGUUUGGUUGAAGACAAUCCCUCUUCCAAUAAGCAACGCUGUGCCAAGAAAGGCAUUGAGCAUGACAACCCUAUUUCUCGUUACUAUGACAGACUGGCAACGGUCCAAGCACGGGGGACUCAAGCUAGCCAUCAGGUUCUUAGAGAUAUACUUAAAGAAGUACAGAGUAACAUGGUGCCACGCAGUAUGCUUAAGGAGUGGGCUUUACAUACAUUCCCCAAUGCUACGGAUUACUGGACUUUUCGAAAGAUGUUCACUAUUCAGUUAGCCCUAAUUGGCUUUGCAGAAUUCAUCUUUCAUUUAAAUAGACUCAACCCUGAAAUGCUGCAGAUUGCCCAGGAUACUGGCAAGCUGAAUGUAGCUUACUUUCGCUUUGACAUUAAUGAUGCUACUGGAGAUUUGGAUGCCAAUCGUCCAGUUCCAUUCCGGCUUACACCAAACAUUUCUGAGUUUCUUACCACCAUUGGGGUGUCUGGUCCGCUGACUGCCUCUAUGAUUGCAGUAGCUCGCUGCUUUGCACAGCCCAACUUUAAGGUUGAUGGCAUCCUAAAAACUGUGCUACGGGAUGAAAUAAUUGCAUGGCACAAAAAAACACAAGAGGAUACUUCCUCUCCACUCUCAGCAGCUGGGCAACCCGAAAAUAUGGACAGCCAGCAGCUGGUUUCACUAGUUCAAAAAGCUGUUACUGCUAUCAUGACUCGACUUCAUAAUCUUGCUCAGUUUGAAGGAGGAGAAAGCAAAGUCAACACUCUGGUAGCAGCUGCAAAUAGCUUGGAUAAUCUCUGUCGUAUGGAUCCUGCCUGGCACCCCUGGCUGUAACUUGAAAUUUUCAAUAGCUUUUUUUGCUGCUCUUUGUGGUGUGAGCCUUAUACUGUGUUAAGAAAAUGUGAAAAAAGCUUUCCAGCCCAUGGCUUACCUGUCAAACUGCAUUUUGUCAGUCUUCAUUUUAAUUGUAUCUACAGUAAUACAACAAUUUUACUGUUUUUAAUUUCAUGAGGGGACAUUUCCUUCUGUUUAAGAAAGGUUGUUUAAUAUGCAACAACAGCUUUCACCAAUAGCUUAAUAUGAAGAGAGCAAACUUAAAUAAUGU